UAUUUUUAUCAUCGGACCAAGAUGAUUGGUCGUAGAGUUCCGGCGAUUCAGCGAUGUGCCAUAAACAUUGCGCGGCAGCGUUUAUCCGCAUCUCUUUCGCCAUGCCGCUGCAUAUUUACUCCAAGUCGCUCACUUUCUGUUUCUACUCGUGUUCCAACUGCUCAUUUGAGCUUUGUCCCAAUAAGAGCAAUCCAUGCAAGUGGAAUUAGACUUGCUGACGUUAUCGUCGUGAAAGGUCCGGACUUUGCAGAAUCAAUUUCUGAAGGAGAUAUUCGAUGGAUCAAAAAAGUGGGAGAUUUUGUAAACGAGGACGAACUUGUAGCUGAGAUUGAAACUGAUAAGGUAGCUGUGGUGAUCAUUCUACAGGUGCACAUCGGCAAAAUUGACAGCAGGAUAGACCAUCACAUUGAGCACGGUGCUGAAUCAUUGUAUUUCAAAUUACUUUUUGAUGAGAUCUAUUGUUUUUCCCGAUAG
Molecule: messenger RNA, 474 nt
Organism: Strongylus vulgaris
Lineage: Eukaryota; Metazoa; Nematoda; Chromadorea; Rhabditida; Strongylidae
Source: the annotation of a GenBank genome assembly